This is a messenger RNA of Kwoniella mangroviensis CBS 8507, 1212 nucleotides long. RefSeq lists its product as uncharacterized. The coding region runs from base 1 to 1212 and encodes 403 amino acids. The record is from RefSeq and is a predicted model, not a curated record. Lineage: Eukaryota; Fungi; Basidiomycota; Tremellomycetes; Tremellales; Cryptococcaceae. The transcript has a single exon.
AUGACAUGCGUGCUUACCACCACCCCAGCUCAAGCACCCGCUACCAAUUUUUCCCAUCCAGCUCUUUUGACUGGACUCGCUUCACCACCACUCACACCUAUUUCACCUACCACCACUACCACUAUCACCAAGCGAAACUCGCCCCAUGUAAGCUCCAAGCUUCAGCCACCUGAACCAUCUUAUGCGAUGCUUCGAGCUCACCAUGCCUACGCUCUGAAAUACACCAUCGCCAAAUUGAGAUGGGACCAAGUCAACAACUUGUACUUGCCAGGUCAAGAUGCUGAUUGGAAUCAUAACGAGAUGAUCAACAAGUUGGAGAAAGAACUGCACAAUGUUCAAGAAGCUCAAAAAGGGUUGGAUCAAUUCCCUAAUUGUUUCGCUCCUAUCGCUUUCCCCAAAGCUCACGGUCCACUUACCAAGGAGAAGUUCGAGGAGAACAAGAAGGCUGAGAUGGAGAGAGAGAAAAAGAUCAAUGAAGAGUUGGAGAAGGUCUUCCCAUUUCUGAAGAGGUUGUUUAUUGGUCCACUGACAAAAAUGCAAGCUAAGAGGGAUUUCCUACUGAGAGAGCAAUUGAGGGAUAACGAUCUGGAGGAUAUCUCAAUGCUGAUCCCUACUGAAAAUAAAAAAUGGUUGAUGGCUCAACAAGAGAAAAAACAAGCUAAUCAUCCGACAAACAGGAAAUCGUACGAACAACAAAGAUACGAAAAAGAAAAGCAAAAAGUGGCGGCUCAUCUUGAAUUCCUCGCCAAACAAAAGAAAGAACAAGAAGAGAAAGAACCACCUAGAAAGCCUUUAGGACCACUCACCAGAGAAGAGUGGAUUGCAACUUUACCUGUCUACGGACCUAAGACCUACGACGAGGUGAUGUUACCCAGUCAAAGGGAGCAGAGACAUAAUAUCAUCAGUUGGUUGCAAAGACCUUGGGGAACGUAUAACAAGAAAGCGUCCAAAGCGAUGGAGGCUUUGGUUGAGCUUGCCAAGGAGUCACUUGAGGAGGAGAAGGUUCUGAGGGAGAAGUUGAGGAUGAGGAAAGAGGAGUUGAAGAAGGUCGAGCUGAUUAAAGCUCUUGAGGCGAAGAAGGCGGAGGAGGAAGAGAAGAAGAAUGCACAGGAGGAUGGCCAGGGGGAGGAAGGAAAGAAGGCAGAACAAAAAGACGAGGGACACAAGGCAGGCGAAGAGCCAGCCAAAGUUGCAGAAGCUAAGAAAGAGUAA